AUGGCAUGUGUUCCUUGUACAGUUACGGGCUCGCUCGUGGAUGAUGAAAGUCUGAUUGCUGUUCUUGCCACCACCAAGUGCACAGCUGAAGAGGUCAAUCAGAAACUGCAGAUUGCAGCUGACACCCAGGUUCAAAUCAAUGCUGCCAGGGAGGAGUAUCGACCUGUGGCCACCAGGGGCAGCAUCUUGUAUUUCCUCAUCACAGAAAUGAGCAUGGUGAAUGUCAUGUAUCAGACUUCCCUUAGGCAGUUCCUGGGACUUUUUGACCUUUCCCUGGCGAGGUCCUUCAAAAGUCCCAUCACCAGCAAGCGUAUCGCCAACAUUAUAGAGUUCAUGACCUUCGAGGUGUACACGUACGCAGCACGGGGCUUGUACGAGAAGCACAAGUUUCUCUUUACGCUGCUCUUGACUCUGAAGAUCGACAUGCAAUGCAGCAGAGUCAAGCACGAGGAGUUUCUCACGCUUAUUAAAGGAGGUGCAUCACUGGACCUGAAGGCGUGCCCUCCAAAAGCAGCAAAAUGGAUACUUGAUAUAACCUGGCUCAAUCUUGUGGCACUCAGCAAACUCUGGGAGUUCUCGGAUGUACUGGAACAGAUAAGUCGCAGUGAGAAGCAGUGGAAGUUGUGGUUUGAUAAGGAAGCACCAGAGGAGGACAAGAUUCCAAACUCCUACGAUCAGACACUCGACUGUUUUAGGCGCCUGCUUCUUAUUCGCUGCUGGUGUCCCGACCGAACCAUUGCACAGGCCCGUAAAUACAUAAUGGAUGCAAUGGGGGAGAAGUACACUGAAGGGGCCGUUCUCGACUUGGAAAAAACUUGGGUGGAAUCAGACGCGCGAACGCCUCUGAUCUGUUUCUUGUCGAUGGGUUCUGACCCAACGAACUCUAUCAUUGCUUUGGGGAAACGACUGAAGAUUGAGACACGAUAUGUCUCCAUGGGACAAGGACAAGAGGUCCAUGCCCGUAAACUUCUGCAGCAGAACAUGGCUAAUGGUGGCUGGGCCUUACUUCAGAACUGCCACCUGGGUCUGGACUUCAUGGACGAGCUAAUGGACAUAAUAACAGAGACAGACUUUGUCCAUGACCGUUUUCGCCUGUGGAUGACCACUGAGGUCCACAGACACUUCCCCAUCACCCUUCUCCAAAUGUCCAUCAAGUUCACAAAUGAGCCACCGCAGGGCUUGAAGGCGGGGCUUAAAAGGACCUAUGGAGGCAUUAACCAGGACCUUUUAGAUGUCAGCAACAUGGCCCAGUGGAAGCCAAUGUUGUAUGCCGUUGCAUUUCUCCACAGCACUGUCCAGGAAAGACGAAAGUUUGGCCCUCUGGGAUGGAACAUUCCUUACGAGUUUAACCAGGCAGACUUUAACGCCACUGUGCAGUUUGUUCAAAACCACCUUGAUGACAUGGACGUCAAAAAGGGUGUGUCAUGGACUACAGUGCGAUACAUGAUUGGAGAAAUUCAGUACGGAGGCCGCGUGACCGACGACUACGACAAGCGCCUUCUCAACACCUUUGCCAAAGUGUGGUUUAGCGAGGAAAUGUUUGGACCUGCAUUCAACUUCUACAAAGGCUACAGCAUCCCAAAAUGUUCCAGUGUGGACCAGUAUCUUACAUAUAUCCAGGGUCUUCCAUCUUACGACACUCCAGAGGUGUUUGGCCUGCACCCGAAUGCAGACAUCACCCACCAAAGUAAAUUGGCAAAGGACGUAUUGGACACAAUUCUCAGUAUUCAGCCUAAAGAUAGCUCAUCGGGGGGAGGCGAGACCAGAGAGGCUGUGGUGUCCAGGCUGGCUGACGACAUGCUGGAGAAACUGCCCGCAGACUAUGUACCUUUUGAAGUGAGAGAACGCCUUCAGAAGAUGGGUCCGUUCCAACCAAUGAACAUCUUCCUGCGUCAGGAGAUAGACCGCAUGCAGAGGAUCAUCGUCCUGGUCCGAAACACCCUAACUGAGCUCAAGUUGGCAAUCGACGGUACCAUCAUCAUGAACGAGAACCUGCGAGAUGCCCUGGACUGCAUGUAUGAUGCACGUAUUCCCGAACGCUGGAAGAAGGAAUCGUGGGCCUCCGGCACUCUGGGGUUCUGGUUUACCGAGUUACUUGAGCGCAACCGGCAGUUUCAGGCUUGGAUCUUUGAGGGACGACCAAACUGCUUCUGGAUGACCGGCUUCUUCAACCCGCAGGGGUUUCUGACAGCUAUGAAACAGGAGAUCACCCGGGCCCAUAAAGGGUGGGCUCUGGAUCGCAUGGUGCUUUGCAACGAGGUGACCAAGUGGAUGAAGGACGACAUCUCGCAGCCCCCUGCCGAGGGAGUGUACGUCUGCGGCCUCCAUCUGGAAGGGGCCGGCUGGGAUCGCCGCAACUGCAAACUGGUCGACUCCAAACCCAAAGUCCUUUUCGAGAUGAUGCCCGUAAUCCGGAUGUAUGCAGAGAAUAAUGGAAUCAAGGACAGCCGCCUGUAUUCCUGCCCCGUCUACAAAAAGCCAGUUAGGACAGACGUGAACUACAUUGCAGCGGUCGACCUUAAGACCUCAGCGUGUCCAGAACACUGGAUCCUGCGAGGCGUGGCGCUCCUCUGUGAUGUCAAAUGAUCACUAAUUGACAAAAGUCAACACUUCAUUCAAUAUGCAGCAGAAUGGAGCGCCUCAAACAGUGUAAGGGGAAUUAGCGCCACACUGACAUCAGUGUAAACUGAUAUUGAACUGAUGAUCAGAUCACAUUUGAUUUUUGAUUUUGUUUUGCAACAUGAGAUGAUCAUACAUCAUGGUGAAGCUAUAUUAAACCUCAUCCAGUUUAUUUUCUUUCAAAUAUGAGUGAAAUACAUGGAAAUAUAAUGGCCUUUUUAGUUUUUUUUUUUUUUUUUAAAGAAAAAUAACAAUGGAAUCAUUUUUUAGUAAUAUAUUCUUUUCUUAAAAAGCACCAUGGCACACCACUUAUCUAUAGCUACCCUGUACACGGAUACAAGCAGAUACCACACACAUCAAUCAUCUCUACCCAUGUUUCUUUUCUCAUGCGUGACGUUAAGCUGCUUUCUAACCUCGCGUGUUGUGCAAAUAGCCAAUUUUGACAAGAUGAUUCAAGUGCGAAAAGAUGGCCCUACAUGGAUAUUUUACAAAAUUUAUUCAUUCAGACAUUCAACGCUACGUGAGUCUAAAAAGGUAGGUGUCGUUAUAGUCACAUAUGUGUGUGUGUCUGUCUGAAACUGGAGUCAUGCAUUACUCCUCUGUAAUGUUUGGGAGCCUUGAUUUUCAUAAAAGACCAUCGUGGCCUGUAUCAUUCAAUUAAAACGCAAGUCAAAUCUUGUCAUUGUCAUCGGUCACGCUGAGCUGAAGUUAUUUUCCAUGCAGAACAAAAGGCUUUCUCGCUGGUCUCCACAUA
Phycodurus eques (leafy seadragon) is the source of this 3373-nucleotide messenger RNA. RefSeq names its product dynein axonemal heavy chain 5-like. Gene Ontology annotation, molecular function: minus-end-directed microtubule motor activity; dynein light intermediate chain binding; dynein intermediate chain binding. The record is from RefSeq and is a predicted model, not a curated record. Gene Ontology annotation, biological process: microtubule-based movement. NCBI's taxonomy places the organism in Eukaryota, Metazoa, Chordata, Actinopteri, Syngnathiformes, Syngnathidae. Gene Ontology annotation, cellular component: dynein complex.